Messenger RNA from Amblyraja radiata (thorny skate), 4156 nucleotides. RefSeq names its product solute carrier family 66 member 2 (gene slc66a2). Gene Ontology annotation, cellular component: endosome; trans-Golgi network. The transcript has 6 exons. Gene Ontology annotation, biological process: retrograde transport, endosome to Golgi; phospholipid translocation. The record is from RefSeq and is a predicted model, not a curated record. Bases 315 to 1127 code for a protein of 270 amino acids. NCBI's taxonomy places the organism in Eukaryota, Metazoa, Chordata, Chondrichthyes, Rajiformes, Rajidae.
GGCCCAGCGGCCGCGGCCAGGCCGCAUGCGCAGUGGGAGGAGCUGGCGGAUGAACGGCGGCUGGAGGAGAUGGGCCCAGUUGUCGGCGUGGCAUUGACGAAAUCCGGAUGUGUAAGUGACAUCGCGAGAGAUUUUAAGGACGUGUUGGUUUCUCGGCGGCGCGCACUUCAACGCUGUAAUUACCCAACAGUUUCGAGGCGGCUCCGGGACCUUUUGCAAAGUGACGAACGCAAUGCACCAGCCGGCUGAGGAUUGCACAUUUGGCGACUGAAAGGGAUCGGAUACUUCGUGCAGAAUUUGGGGUGAAACAGAAAAUGGAGGAAAGUCUCGACUCUCUUGAGCUGUUCGUCCUACCUGUCGGCAAGCUGGCUUCGUGGACAGCGGCCGCAGCAAUGGUGUUUGGUGGGAUGUUGCCCUACAUUCCUCAAUACAGGGACAUCAAACGCACCCAGAAUGCAGAGGGCUUCUCCACCUACGUUUGCUUGGUGUUGCUUGUGGCCAAUAUAUUAAGAAUAUUAUUUUGGUUUGGAAGGUACUUUGAGCCACCCCUCUUGUUGCAAAGUAUUAUCAUGAUCAUUACCAUGUUAGUGAUGUUGAAGCUAUGUACCGCUGUCCGAAUGACCAAUGAACUCUCAACACGACGCCGAGCCUUUUCAGACAGUAACGAUGAAGAAAUCAAAACUCCCAGGAAGUUCUUUCUGGACUUUGAUCUACAAUACUUCUGGCUGUGGAGCAGAUUCAUUGAUUAUAUCCAGUGUGUAUUGACUUUCACUGUUGUUGCUGCAUAUAUAACCUACCUCCUUAUUGACUCUUCACUCUUUGUGGAAACGCUUGGUUUCUUUGCUGUCUUCACGGAAGCCAUGCUGGGCACGCCACAGUUGUACCACAACUAUGAGAACAAAUCCACAGAAGGAAUGAGUAUCACUAUGGUGUUGAUGUGGGCAAGCGGUGACACUUUCAAGACUGCUUACUUCAUUCUGAAUCAGUCACCUUUCCAAUUCUGGAUAUGUGGAUUGCUCCAAGUUUGUGUCGAUAUUACUAUUCUCUUUCAAGCUUACUAUUACGAGCGUUACCCUCAGAAGCCAUCUUCACACACCGUCCCUUUCACAAGCACCAAGGCACUUUAACACCCACACUAUUUAACAGGAGCAUCAAAUGAGCAACUCUUGGAAAGGGCAUCAGAGUCCCUACAAUUGAACCAGUGCCAGUAACGUAAUAUUGGUUCUCAGGAUGCAGAAAGGAUUUCAAAGUUGCUUUCUGGGAAAGAGGUUUACAUGGUUAAACAAUGGAUUGUCUUUGAUUAUUUAUAUAUUCUAUUAUGCUUAAUUUAACCAUUGUCUUUAGAUUAGUUGGUCUAAAUGCCUUACCCAUAUGUAUUGUUUCUGGGACAUUUUUGUUUUCUGGGACUUUUUUUCCCCCACUGGUGUUUUGUAAGUCUACCUUUGUUACAGUAUUGUGAUCUGAGAACCAGUUGUUAAAUCUUUUGCAUACAUCCAAAGAGUCGUACAUUCAGGACUUGCUUUAAAACAAUUACGUUUUAUGAUUCAUUUUCUUUUAAUGUGACCACAUGUUCUUCAAAAAAAUUAGAAGAAACUUGCAGGAAGGGACUGAAGUUACAUUCAUGCUUGCAUGUCCAAGUAAACUGGGUUAAUUUGUCAGUGAUAACUACUUAAAACUAGAUCCACAAGUUAUUAGUAAUCUUCAAGAAGUAUUUUGGAGAUCAAGGUGCCAGUUUCACUUGAUUAUAAUUGGCUGCUACAGCAAUAUUGUCCAUUGGAGCUGGACACCCUGGGGUGAAGGAGAAAGGUUGGACAUUAAUUUAUGCUUGGGAUCCUCUCCACAGAGAUCACAACAGUUGCAAUAUCAGGUGCUUAUCUAGGGUGAAUUCCCUGAGGGCCAUUCGGAACAGUUUUGGAAUAACAUUCGGGAAAGACCAGGGGUAGCUCAGAUAUUUAUUCAAAUAUGGAUGAUAGGAGCUCACAGGAGAAGGGAAGAAGCAGGAAAAAAUUAUACAUACUCAGCAAUGAAAUAGGUUUUGAUAAAAAAUGGUAAUGAAAUUAUCCAUUACUUUUAAUGAAAAGAUGCAUACUGAAAGUAUUCGAUGAUGCAGACACUGUUUUCCCCUUUCAGCAGAUGUAUUGCCAUGUUCACAGAUCAAAUUUGAAUCAGAAUGUAGGGUUUAUUUUUAAACAGUUGCUUUAAUUUGCUUGGCAUCUACCCACCUUCGGUGUUCAAAUCAGUGCUGAAAUAUGCCUACAUUUAGCAGGAAAUAGCAUUGUUCCAAGAAAGCAUUUCCAUGUAGGAAAUAAAACAAUAAACCAUUUGGAUGCAUAUCCAGGUAGAGCUUCCUGUGCCAUAUUGCAUUAUGAGUCACUAGCUCCUGGUGUUCUAAUGUUUUCUUCUGGGCGAGUCCUGGUUAGUCUCCUGGUAUCAUAAAUUGCUUUCCCCAUUGCAAGGUAAUUCUUCAUCAGGCUGCUGCGUGGAAAUUACAAGGGUAGUCUUCACACUGGUAGGCCAUUUGAGCCACAGAGCAACUUUUACCGAUCUGAUUGAAAUUGAAUGAUCCAAUCCAUUACCUACAAAAAGUCAGUAUGUUCUCACCGAUUGCUGAAUGAAAUUGAUCUUUCCAGAAUAUUUUAAGCAAUGAGUUGGUAUCAAUGAAUGCCUACCCCUCAGUGUUUAAAUAGAAAUGUGAAAUUACAACUCUGCAUUUAACCAGCUUCCUUUGAUUUACUUCAACUAAUUUCUGAUCAUUAUGUAAAUGUAUUAAUCUAAGCCACAUUUUGUUUGAGCAAUUAUGUUAAAAAAAUUAGUUGGGUUGCAUACACAGGAUUCCAUCAAGCUGUGAAAUUAUAUUUUCUCAAUCUGAAGUUAAACAAUGGCUGGGAGAAAAUUUACCAAGACAUGUAAUAAGUUUAAUACAGCUGCUACAGAACUAUUCCUUUGGGUGAUCACCCUUGGGCUGUGUACAGCAACAAAUGAGAAUUGUACCAUUAAAGGCACUUACUAUUUACAGCCAUCACUCUCUACGUUUUGCUCAGGAACUAUUCAGUGGACGUUGUCACUGCAUGACAUUUGUUCUACAAGAGGUUUGGUCUUUCUGACCCAUAGCUGGUCAUCACAGUUUGCUUUGGGCCUAAGUGACCUUACAAACGAAAUGUAAACAAGAACUUUUUAAGCCAAGUUGCCUGUUCUUGUAUGUUCGGACAGCAGCAUGUAUUUUCAUCAAUUAAAUGUUAAAUGCUGGCCUUUCCACCUUGAUUAUCAAACAUUUAAAUUUUAUAAAAUAUUUUCUUAAGAAUAUGCAUUUCAAAAUCAAAAAUCAAGAACAAUUUCACAUUUGUGUAUGCAUUAACUGCACUAUUAACAAGAGAGUGAUGAUGGUUACUCUGCUGAAGCCAGGUUGCGCACUUUCUCACUGGUGUUCUGAGUAAACUCUGCAUACCUUAAUGACCCAAAUGCUGCAGUCAACAUCUGCUAAAUGCAACAUUGCCAUGUUAAGACUUACACAGAUCUUUUCCAUUUGUUUGUGUGGUUUGUAGCAUUUGUCUUCAGCCACCAUGAGGUAGUGGUACAACAUGUAGCCUGCUGUUCUCACUUAACAAAAUGUGUCAGUCUUUGGUAGUGGCUGAUCGGCCCAUGGGUGCAGUAAUCUCAAUUAUGUUUACAGAAUGUUUUGUGCCUGAUUGGUGUUCUGCUAAAUGGCAUGGAAGUAUUUACUUUAGGACAUGGUAAGAACGGUACGUCUUGGCUGGUCAUGAAAUAAUUGAAUAUAGUUUAUUGAUUUUUUUUACAGGUUACUUAGUGUACUUUCAUAUUUUGUUUAGUAUUUGUAUCUGUAAAUCUUUGAAUAUUAGCAUCUUUUGUAUUAUGUCACGUGUACCAUAAAAGUAAAAGACUUUGUUCAUUGCCAAAAGAAACCAGAUGAAAGCACUAAACCGGCACAAUAAUGUUCCACAAUACAACCAGCCUUUACGAAGAUCCUUAAACAUAUGCUGCCAUUUAACAUUGUAUUUAGGUGCUUUGUCAUUUAUGGAUGAAUUAUAAGGCUGUUGAAGGAAACAUGAACAUUUGAUAAAAUUUGAAGUGCAUACAUUAACCUACUCUCUGUAUUCAUGUAUUAAGCUCAACACUAAAUAAAAGUAUUUGGAACUAA